AUGCUGCCGGAGGGUUCCUUCGUUCGACAUCCCAAGAUGCGGCAGGGUCGCAUCAAGUUGCUCCGAAGUGGCUGGCUGAUCAGCCAACAUCCGCAGUAUGGGGAACUGAUGCAUGCCCUCAGCAUGGAUCAGGUGCGGAAGUUGUUCUCCGAAGAGGCCUUUGCCAAACUUCCCUUGGUCAAGGAAGCGGCACAAGCCGCCAAAGCCACGAGCAAUCGACCAGUUCAGCUGGAAGACGAUCUCCCAGCGACAGAUAGCUACCCCGGUGCCAAGUCGUCUCCACCAAAGCCGAGUGGAACGACGCCUACAGCUGCGCCAAAAGCUGCGCUGCCCGCUGCGAACGCGCUGCCCGCUGCGUCCCCCUCAGUGGUGACCCCACAGCUGCCUCCAGCGGCGACAGCAGCCACGUCUUCGAAAACGCGGCCGAAAGAAACCUCAAAAGCACAGGCCGCACCGGCUUCGGCUUCAACGGCUUCGGCGCCCGCUUCGACGUUUUCGACGGUGCAGGGUGCGGCCGCGCGGCAGGGGCGCUCUGAAGCUGCCUUGGUGCGGGGUUUCGGGCGUGCCUCGCAGGCGCUUCCAGUCGAUGCUUCACCAGUCGAGCGAGCGAUCGCGUGA
Molecule: messenger RNA, 618 nt
Organism: Cladocopium goreaui
Lineage: Eukaryota; Dinophyceae; Suessiales; Symbiodiniaceae
Source: the annotation of a GenBank genome assembly